AUGGAGCAAACCCUAGCCCCUGGCAUCGUUGUGCUCAACAAAAAAUACUUCCCUAGGGACGCCCUAAGUGCGGCUCAAGUCGGUGCAAGCGCCUUUACUUUCUCCGUCUUACGUAUCCUCCUCGAGGCUAAGAUCCUAUCCCGUGUAGUCCUCUACUCCCGGAACGAGAACAUUACCACUCCCUACUACCAAGUCGAGCAAGAUUGGCAGGGUGUCCCGGUCGUGACUGUCUAUUUCCACUUCCGCAUGACGAAGUCAACCGUCGCUCAGGUACUGAGCGGAGCAUUUGAGUACAUGUCCUCUCGGGGAAGAAAUAUCUCCCCGCCGAUUGUCUAUUACCAGACGGACACGCUGCUCCAAUACCACCCCCAGGGCUAUCAGUUCUGUGUUACCCACCACGGACCGUUUGUAUCCCACUUCACGGAGCAGUUCUCGUCAGAACUCGCCAGGCUUGCGUUUGGAGGCGAUGCAAACAAGGUUGACGUUCUUGAACAACAGCAGAGGACCGGGAUCCGACGUCUGUUGCAAGACAACCUCGGCACCGUUCUGGCCCACUCGGGGCUCCAGCAACGGGUACUCAAGGAUGAAGGGCUGGCAGCGGGCCGCUUCAAGCGUCUCCGCCCCCCGAUCGGCGUACCUCCCCUCCAGGAUCCGGCCAUCCUACCCCAACGGAUACAAAAGUUCGUCGCAUCGUCCGAGAUCUUGCUCUACACCGCCGUCGCACGACUCGAUUACUUCAAGAACGUCGAGCUACUGGUAGAAUCAGGUCUCGAGCUCCUGCGCAGGGGUCUGCCGGUCAAGGUGCUGAUCGUGGGAGACCCCGAGGGCGACGACGGCCGUCGGCAAGCUCUGCUGUGCUCCGUACCGGCAGAUUUGCGAAGCCACUUCCUGAUCCUGCCACGUCUCUCCAAAGAUCAUCUCUACGCUCUGUUCGCCGCAACGCGCCACAACGGCGUCUUCCUGUGCCCGUCGCGCUAUGAGACGCUAGGCAUCACGCCGCUCGAGGCAGCAGCCGCCGGCGUGACGACCCUCAUGACGGAGACACCCAACGUCGAGGCCCUGGCGUUCAUGCCUUCGCUGUGCCGCGUAGCUCAGGAUUCUAGAAGCAUAGCCGCCAGGGUCGAGAGGAUCCACUACGACGGCGUUCCGAUCUGGGCCGAGAUCGUCGAGUCCUACGUGCGUCCCCGGACCUCGCUCGACGGCUUCAGGGAAGACCUGCUCAGAGCCUGGGCGGACAUGUCCAAGUCCGGUGUGCGCGCUGGUGUCGCAACACGCCGGGGCGCCGUGUCGGGCUCGACGCGCAUAAGGCGGCCGAUCCUGACCACCAUGGUACCGGGGAAUAGCCUUUGGGGCAUGCUGGUACAUUCACCCUUGUCGCCCAUCUCGAUGGGCAUCGCGAUCUAG
Molecule: messenger RNA, 1404 nt
Organism: Truncatella angustata
Lineage: Eukaryota; Fungi; Ascomycota; Sordariomycetes; Amphisphaeriales; Sporocadaceae
Exons: 1
Coding region: 1-1404 (467 amino acids)
Molecular function (GO): glycosyltransferase activity
Source: RefSeq, a predicted model, not a curated record